Molecule: messenger RNA, 195 nt
Organism: Amorphotheca resinae ATCC 22711
Lineage: Eukaryota; Fungi; Ascomycota; Leotiomycetes; Helotiales; Amorphothecaceae
Exons: 4
Biological process (GO): protein import into mitochondrial matrix; protein insertion into mitochondrial inner membrane
Cellular component (GO): TIM23 mitochondrial import inner membrane translocase complex
Source: RefSeq, a predicted model, not a curated record
CCGGUGGGACCAAACAUGGGGCAACCCUCUACCUUUGACAAGAUGAAGAUGGGCGCGAUGAUGGGAGGAACUGUUGGAGUGAUCAUUGGGUUUAUCUUUGGUUCAGUCAACAUCAUGAGAUACGGCGCGGGGCCUAAUGGGGUGAUGAGAAGCCUUGGGCAAUAUAUGCUUGGUUCUGGAGCAACUUUCGGGUAA